Apaloderma vittatum (bar-tailed trogon) is the source of this 553-nucleotide messenger RNA. RefSeq names its product protein groucho-1-like. NCBI's taxonomy places the organism in Eukaryota, Metazoa, Chordata, Aves, Trogoniformes, Trogonidae. Gene Ontology annotation, biological process: negative regulation of canonical Wnt signaling pathway; regulation of DNA-templated transcription. The record is from RefSeq and is a predicted model, not a curated record. The annotation marks the transcript as partial. Gene Ontology annotation, molecular function: transcription corepressor activity; protein binding. Gene Ontology annotation, cellular component: nucleus; transcription regulator complex. The transcript has 3 exons.
AACAGAGAUAACUACAUCCGCUCCUGCAAACUCCUCCCCGACGGCCGCACGCUGAUCGUGGGAGGGGAGGCGAGCACGCUCACCAUCUGGGACCUGGCUUCCCCCACGCCCCGCAUCAAGGCCGAGCUGACCUCGUCCGCCCCAGCCUGCUCGGCUGGGCUGGUGGACCUCAACAAGGGAUACUCCACUGAAGCAACCUGUUUUGCGUGCUCCCCUUGAAGACUUGGAUUUUUUUUCAUUCCUCCCGUUUAAAGGCAAUUCCAAGGCCACACGGACGGCGCCAGCUGCAUAGAUAUCUCGCACGACGGUACGAAGUUGUGGACGGGAGGUCUGGACAACACCGUGCGGUCCUGGGACCUGCGGGAAGGGAGGCAGCUCCAGCAGCACGACUUCACCUCCCAGAUUUUCUCGCUGGGGUACUGCCCGACGGGCGAGUGGCUGGCAGUGGGCAUGGAGAGCAGCAACGUGGAGGUGCUGCACCACACGAAACCGGACAAGUACCAGCUGCACCUGCACGAGAGCUGCGUCCUCUCCCUCAAAUUCGCCUACUGCG